AUGACUCAUAUCUACUCCUUAUACCACCACGAAUACGAUUACCUGUUCAAGAUCGUGGUGAUUGGAGAUUCCGGCGUCGGAAAAUCAAAUAUACUUUCCAGAUUCACUCGAAAUGAAUUCUUCUUGGAAUCUAAAUCCACAAUCGGCGUUGAAUUCGCGACGAGAACUCUAGAGGUUGAAGGAAAGACAGUAAAGGCCCAAAUAUGGGACACGGCCGGUCAAGAAAGGUACAGGGCAAUCACGAGUGCAUAUUAUAGAGGUGCGGUUGGGGCGUUGUUGGUGUACGACAUAACGAAGAGACAAACGUUCGAGAAUGUUGAGAGAUGGUUGAGGGAGUUAAGGGAUCAUUCGGAUUCCAACAUUGUGAUAAUGAUGGUCGGAAACAAAGCAGAUUUAAAUCAUCUUAGGUCAGUUUCAGAUCAAGAAGGACAGUCGUUGGCCGAGAAACAAGAGUUGUCGUUUAUGGAGACAUCGGCUUUGGAAGGUAUUAAUGUCGACAAGGCAUUUCAGACAAUCAUGCUUCAUAUUUAUCAGAUUAUAACCAAAAAAGCAUUGGCUGCUCAGGAAGCAAUUCAUGGUCUUCCUGGUCAAGGUACUUCCAUUAAUGUUGGUGAUUAUUCUACUACCAAUGUAAAGAAGACAACUUGUUGUUCCAACUGA
Impatiens glandulifera is the source of this 660-nucleotide messenger RNA. Its product is annotated as ras-related protein RABA2b-like. Bases 1 to 660 code for a protein of 219 amino acids. Gene Ontology annotation, molecular function: GTP binding; GTPase activity. Gene Ontology annotation, cellular component: endosome. The record is from RefSeq and is a predicted model, not a curated record. Lineage: Eukaryota; Viridiplantae; Streptophyta; Magnoliopsida; Ericales; Balsaminaceae. The transcript has 2 exons.